Messenger RNA from Dichomitus squalens LYAD-421 SS1, 3310 nucleotides. RefSeq lists its product as uncharacterized. Gene Ontology annotation, biological process: regulation of DNA-templated transcription. The record is from RefSeq and is a predicted model, not a curated record. Bases 222 to 1646 code for a protein of 474 amino acids. The transcript has 9 exons. Gene Ontology annotation, molecular function: zinc ion binding; DNA-binding transcription factor activity, RNA polymerase II-specific. NCBI's taxonomy places the organism in Eukaryota, Fungi, Basidiomycota, Agaricomycetes, Polyporales, Polyporaceae.
CGUCGACCUGCCUUUGUUCUGCGCCGACUGCAUCUCCUGUCCUCGUCGGACCGAUUUGUUUUAGUCACCUCCGUUUGUCUCGUCAAUUCUUGCCCCUUUCUUGUUCGUCAUACGAAGAGGUCUUCUGCCAGUUACCAUCGUCUUAUCUGAAUUGCGGCGGGUUUCGGAGGGCAUACUCACGCACAAAGACUUUGGUCCUCGGUACUCCCCACGAUUCCACAAUGGCGGAUUCGCCAGUCGGCAGCGACUCCGCGAAUGACUCUGGUGACGACGGUCAGCUCACCAUCAGGAUACCUAAUCCGAAGGUCUAUAUGGCUCGUCAAUCGCAGUGGAAGGGGAGGAGAGGGAAGCCACGGUGCGACCAUUGUCGACUAAAUAACCUCAAGUGUGACCGUGUCCUCCCAACAUGCAACCAUUGCUCUUAUGCCGCCGGACGAGAAUGCAAGUACACCCCGCUACCUACUCCGGCUCACCGCGGUAUCCCAAGGUGCGACAGAUGCCGACUGAGAAAUCUGAAAUGCGACCGAAAUCUCCCGGUCUGCAAUCAUUGUACAGAAGACAAUGAGACGGAUUGCAACUACACACCGAAGAAAAGGCACAAAGUCCCGUCGGAUCACGGCAUACAAAACAACCGUCCCGUGGCGCCGUACGCUUCUAAGACUGCGUCCUUCCUGGUGAAUGAACACGGCCAGGAAGAAGAGCAGUCUCCGCCGGCUGGCUCUCCGGGUGAACCAUCAUCUGCUGGUCCCGUAUACGAGGGUGAGAUUCGCACUGAACCUCAGAUUCGACAAUAUGUACCACCACAUCCCCCGCCACCAGGAGGCGCUCCCAUUGACGAGGAUACGCCAAUGGACCAGGAUCCAGACGGGUCGUUUCAGCAAGCAGGACCGGACGGCUCCUUCACAUGGGGCAUGAUAGUUACAACACCACAUAUCGACCCAUGGACACACCCGUCCUUUGUUCCGCUACCGGAAACCGUUAUUCGUGGCCUCCGCGCAGUGAACGCUAUCGAAAUGCCUUCACGACAUCAGUACGACGAGGCGUUAACCAAAUUCCUGCAAGGGCUUACGCCUGAGUUGCGCGACACUGCGACGUUUUCCGCCGACACGUACGCCGACAUUGCAUGUGCUGUGCAAGAGAACCGCAUAUCGUCACUCGCCUCACGGCUACAGUUCUGGGUGACGUGCCACCAUGCACGCUCUGGGUCCACCAAGCGCCAUCUGAUUCUGCUGCCCCGCGAUGCGUUCUAUCACAUGAACCGAGAGGACGAAGAGAAGCUCCGCCUGAACUAUAUCAUGCAGGCAGAUGGGGAAGAGAACAGCGAGAGCGCGAAGAAGCUCGCGGAGAACGGGCUCAGUCUUCUGCAGUCGGCCGCAGUCUUCGAGCGCGUCCCCGUGCAAAGCCAGAUAUAUGACGUGCUCGUGUACAUACACAGAAAUCAUGGCUCCUCAUCGACAAUGCUCUUUGAGGCGCGCCGGAUUGGGGUGGCGACGAUCACCUGGCCGAUGGUGGAGAUGUUCAUACGUAUCUGUCCUUUAUGCAAGUUGCGGGCUAAAGGCGGCAGUGGGCGCCCUUCCACGGAAGAUGAGUCCGUCUCGUAUCGUCCACCGCCACCACCUGCGGGUCUGCCUGUCAUCAAGCGGUAGCGUAUUAUCCACUGCUAGGCUAUGUCUGGUAAUUCAGUGUCAUAUUCGGGUGCAAAUGCUUUGUUCUGUCCAUGUUUGUCUAGUCACGUUGCAUUGCAUCAUCGCUUACAUCUAGGACUGCGAGGUGGCGGUGGUCGGCGCAAGCUGGCCAGCCGUCGUAUAGGGUUUACUGCGCUAUGUUAGGCCUGGUGUACUAUGUAAUACUAUCCCCAUCCCCUUCGCUGUUUCUCGUAAAUGCUGUGCCGAUAGUAUAACCAAGCUCGACAUCCGAUGUCCGGUGUUGGAUUUACAGUAUAAUCUAUGCGCGUAUGCGUGCAAAUUAUGUAAAGGGGGUAUCAAGUGACAUGAGCGACUACGAGUGGCUUAUGGAAGUCGCUGUACGAGAAUUGUGGUAUCGUCCAUCCAUCGUUCCUCCAUUUCCACUGUCAUAUUUCGAGAUACCAGUUGCGUAUCUGAUCCGCCUAUAGCUUCUCUUAGGAGAGAUACAGCCAGGUUUUUGCUCGGGCGACUCGGGUUCGGGCCGGAACUCGAGUCCAGCUCUCGUCCGAUGACCUGGACCCAUUCAUCGGCCAUCUCCUGUGGGGUAUAUCCGUCAUACAAAUCAGUAAGACCGUCCGAACAGAGUAUGAGUGCGCGCUGGGAUGGAGCGCUAGGUUUCUGUGCUAUGGCGCUGAAGUCGUAGUGGUAUACGUCGGGAGUAUUCGAUAGAUAUGGGGGUGUACGGAUCCUCGGAACGUGCGGUUGCAUCGACUCUGGCGAGAACCAAUCCGCGUCCAUGUAUUUGAACACGAGUUCAGCAUAGACAGCUGGAAGCUUCAACCACACGUCACCCAAAGAUCUCGUAGGCGCCAGGAAUCCCAGAACUCUGUUGUUCCAGACGCAGUCGGGUUCUCCUGGGUGCUCCGCGCGGAUGCGUGCCAAUUCGCCGGGGUUGCUCCCGUUGUGAAUAGAGUUGACGACACUUCCGCGCCACUUUCCGGAUCGAUCCUUCUCCGCUAGGACCGCGACGCAGUCGCCUACAUUGGCUACCCACAGGUGGCUUCUUGUCGGAUCGACGAGCGUUACCAGUGCCGUGGACCCUCCAAAGGCUCGUGCGGUCUUGUGAUAACUCGAGCUCGCCGUGGUCUUGUCAUUCACCAGAUUCCUGACAUGCGUAGGGUUCAAUCUCGAGACUGCAUCUAGCUCUCUAGGAAAGAGCGCAAGAAAGUCGGAGGUCAUCGUCUGGUCUACAUACUCCAGGGUCUGUCUCAGAAGGUUUGAGACAAGUGCGGAGAGUGCAGAUGGUGAUGGGCGGGAUCGCAGCGAGGCGUCGAGUAGGCCUCGUAGAUGAGGGCCAAAGGCAGUGGAGACGUAGUCCACGCAGUCAUGGUCCAUAUGACCGUCAUAAACGGCGGCGUAAGUCCAAGUACCGCCGGACAAAGGCCACUCCUCGACCCUGUAGCGGUCCUGGGUGCGGUAAUGCCAUGUCUUGCAAGGCUGAAAGGAGACGCUGUCAACGGUGCCCGCCGGUGACGUCCUAGGCUCCGCUAACUUUGUGAGCUCUUCGGACAAGGCGGGCUCUUGAAGCAUUCGGUAUGCCCAGCGCUCGUCUCCGCCACGGUCCAUGUCGGUCAGCGCAAAAUCCCUAACCUCAUCGAGCGCGCGCUGUUGGUCAGUGUUCGUUG